AUGAUUAGUAACAUAGUUAGCAGAGAAAUUGACAAAAGGUUAGGUAACCAAACUGAUAAGGAUAAAGAAAGGAAAGCGAACCUGAAAGAUAAUCCGAAUAAGGAUCCAAAAAACUCUAAAAUGGGAAAGCCCCGAAUUAUCUCGGUCAUAGAGCCAGAGAAUAGGAUAGAAAUUCAUCGCGUAAGAGAACCUGAAAAGUCCAUAGUAUCAAAGGAAGAGACUUGGGUCCCGCGCAUAGCCGCUGUCCAGAUCAGUUGCUGUGAAGGCGUGCAAUAUGCCGACGUCCUGAGGAUAGCUAAGGAGAAGAUUGACAUCGACAAAUUGGGAAUCCCAGAAAUACGACCUAGGAGAGCCAGAACCGGUGCCUUGUUACUGGAAAUUCCUGGCAAAGAUGGAGCUGCCAAAGCCAAUGAACUGGCGGACAAAUUAAAGGAAGUACUGCUAAACAACCGCAAUGUACUCAUUUCUAGGCCGGAGAAAAUGGCGGAUAUGAGAAUAAAAGAUCUCGUUGAAUCAAUGUCAAGGUCAGAGAUUAUUAGUAAAAUCGCUGAGAUCGGAGGCUGUAAUAGUGAUUGUAUUAAGGCAGGUGAAAUUUCCCAGUCAUUAAAUGGGCUGGGUUCAUUAAUCGUGAAAUGCCCACUCGCUGCUGCCAAGAUAAUUACUAAUUCAGCGAGAAUAAAAAUAGGUUGGACAGCGGUAAGGGUUGAGCUUCUUCCAGAAAGACUAGCUCAAUGUUACAGAUGCCUAGAAAUAGGACACGUGAGAGCGUAA
This is a messenger RNA of Mycetomoellerius zeteki, 771 nucleotides long. RefSeq lists its product as uncharacterized. The record is from RefSeq and is a predicted model, not a curated record. NCBI's taxonomy places the organism in Eukaryota, Metazoa, Arthropoda, Insecta, Hymenoptera, Formicidae. The transcript has 2 exons. The coding region runs from base 1 to 771 and encodes 256 amino acids.